AAAGUCUACGAAAGUCGUAAACAAAGAUUCGAAGACUGACCAAUGUGUUGGCUGACAAAAUCGAAAGCCUUGAGUAAAACAUUAGAAAGUUAUUAAUCAUGAGUACAAAUUACGAAAAUGUUGUGAAAAAUUAUUGAAUUUACUUGUCACUAUUCUCAGAAUGUGAGCCAGGAAGCUUGGAAUCGUUCAGUGUAGCGGGUUUAGCGUUACAAUUUUAAGGUUAUGUUGUGAAUCGUAAUUUGUCUUAUUCAACAAUAAUUUUACUUUUAUUACUGCAAAACAAUGUCUAAACGGAGAAUUAGUGCUGUGAGGCGUCAAUCUCGUUUGAGAAGAUCAAGUAGUGGCCCCGGAGAGCUUGAAGAGGAUUCAAACGUUUUUGGAAAAGAAGAUCCCUUUUGGUACAAACGUAUGGAAAAAAACAAUACAGCACUUCGACCUUCUCUGCGUCUCAGUAUCGCUGCAGAAUCAUCAGCAGUUCUGGACUCUGAAUCUGACGAAGAUAUGCCUCCACCUCAGGAUCGUUGGUGGAAUCCUUUAAGAAAGUAUAAUCAGACAAUUAAUCGGACCUCCGAAGUUCAAAGAACUAUUCGUUCAAGUCUAAACGCAGAUCCUACUUCAGAAGACAUCACUAUCCACGAUGGUUCAAUGGAUUCCCUACCAGAGAGGGACCCUAGAAAAAGGAAGACAAGGCUGUUCCUUGACACCCAAAAGAGGGAAAGUCUGGGAGCCAGGGCUUUUAUGAAUGUGCUAAACGAAUCAUCAACGACAGUUUUUUCAGAUCCUGGUCCCAGUAAAAGGAAGAAAUCUGUACCAAACACUUUAUUCUUAUCUGACGAGGACUCGUUCAUCCAAACAAAAAAUCCAAAUACGCGGAAGACGAGAGCAAAACUUUUUAACAAAAUUCGAGCUUCUCAGUCUGAAUCAGCAACUAACGUUUUUAACAAUCUUCUUGACGAUGCAAGUGUAAACAGCGAAUCUUCAACCCCCGCAAUUAAUAAGAGUCAACAGGCGCGAACUUUGAAUGAAUCGCAGAAAUCCGAAGUUCAAAUUACACGAGAAAUUGGACCUAAUCCAGAUUCAGUUAGCCAGAAAAUAAUAUCAGGGGAUAUUGAACCGAAUGCCAGUCACAAUCGUAGUAAGAAGGAGGGAACUGAGAAUCGAAAAGAAAAUUCAACUUUCGAUGGUAACCUAGCUGGAGGAGAACCGAUUCAGGAGCUUGUGUCUUUAGAAAAGCAUCACGAGGAGAAGCAAAACAAAGCUAAUCUAAGUAAAUCUCAAAGUAGCAGACUGACACAUUUUAAAGAUACAAAGAAUCUUGAAAAUAAGCCGAAAGAAGGAGAAGAUCUCUCUCGUUCAAGUUCGGAACUCGACGUAGAGUAUAAGAAUCUUGGAAGUACAAAGAGUAGCAAAAAAAGUCUCGAAUUGUCUUCCAAGAAUAGAAAAUCGCAUCAACCUUCACAAACAAGCUCACAAAAUAAUUCAGAAAAAAUAUUUCACAAGAUUCCUGUUACUUCCUUUAGUCGUUCUGAACAAACUGCUGAAAUAUUUGAUAGUGAAGAGAAGAAAGAUUUAAUCAGCUUUGGAACUCGAGGAAUAGUUGAUCAAAAUAAUCACAGCAAGAACCAUAAUUCAAGUCUCAACAAAUCUAGAAGCAGUUCACAGAAUUUGGACAAUAGUAGACAAAGUUCUCGCUUGGACGACAGUGUCAAAGUUCCUGAUCGACUGAGCAUUUUUGCAGAACAGCCCAAGUAUGAAUCGACGAGAAAAAUAGACGUCCCGAAAUCUAUAAAAAAUCAGAGAAGCGGGGAAUUAACUUUUGAUCAGAAAGAGGCCUCUAACGCAGUUUUGGAUCCAAAAAUAUUAAUCUCCACUGAGGAUAAUAGAAAGGAAUCGGGAGAUUUUGCAAAUACUCAAAAUCCGAGGGAACGGGAAGGAAGUAUCGAUUCAGAGAGAUCUCACACGAUUAGUUUGUCCGAAGAUGGGUCGAUUGAAUCAGUAAUACAAUACAACGAUACUUCGCAAAACACUAAUCAAAAUAUAAAAUCAAUUUCUAAUAAACGGUACGGAACGAGUUUCAUUCCCGCAGAUAGUAGCAGCGAUAAGGAGGCUUUGGAAGAGAAUAAUUCAUCGAAGAGGAAAACAGCAAAGCCAGUAAUUACUGACUACGAAAUUCUAAAAGUCAAUGAUAUUGAUAUAAGGAAAUUAAAGGGCUUUAGAGAAAUCUCGAAGGAAAAUAAAACGUCUUAUCAUAUCUCAAGAUCGCAAUCUGCAAUUCGAGAUGUUUCUAUUCCGAGUGUUGAAAAAUCCUCAAUUUUGACAAAAGAUUCUCAGAUGUCAGUUCUCGAGGACAAAUUUAGUCGAUUGCAUGGACAAGCGAUAUCAGAAAUUGCUUCGACUUCUCGUGAAGAUUCUCAAAUAUCUCGCAGACUUUUCAAUAAAGAGUCUGAUAAUGACAGAACUAGGGAGACUUUAAAUCAUCAAUCCAGUAGUGAUUUGCGAAAGAUUUUGGAAGAUGAUGAGGGUAAUGAGACUGAAGUUGGUGAAAAUCCGUUGCUGGUCCACACAGGAACUGGGAAGGAUUUGGAAAGAAAAAAUCCUGAAAAGGAUUUGCGAGAUCAGAAGCAGAAGAUGAUUGAUGAUUACUUCAGACGCAGAGGGGUGGAAAAAACGGAGGUAGAAUCUCAAUUGCAACGAAUUCCAUUUGCGGCGGCUGCAGGUAAUAAGAGUCUAAUGGCGAAUCACAAAAAGCAACUUGAGGCCAUUGUUGCACCUAUUAAAAGGGAACUCUUAAAAAGACCCAGGGAACAGGAAAAACCUGAGAAGAAAGUAUUGAUUGCCAAAGGAAUAUCGAAAAAGAAGCAAUCUAAAUUCGUAGAUCCAGCUUAUCUCGUGAAUGGUCUCCCUUACAAACCACCGAAUCUUCCAAAGCCAAAACACUGGGCAACGGAUCAUUUGUACAAGUUUAUUUGGAAGAAGAUAGAACCGAAAUAUCAAGGUAAAAAGAGGGUUCGUUCGGAGAAAUUUGUUUUAAAAUUGACACAGGCUUUUAACAAGAUCAUGAAAAAGAAUUUGUACAAAAAUUAUGUGGAUGAUCUUGAGAGUUUGAUGGAAGAAAUGGCUCGAUUGGGACUCAUUGUUAAUCGCAAAGACUUCAAUGACUUCUGUAACGAGUUUAUGCCUUACGAUUUUAGGAUAAAAACUACGCCGAUAUUACUUCCAGGGAAUAUAAUGUCGAUUCCGUAUGACAAGGAAAAGUUUUACGCUCCUAUUUUGAGUGAUGAUGAUUCUAGUUUGGGCGGUUGAGAGUUGUUGAUAGAAUUCUGAAUUUAUAAUAUCAAUUUCAAUUUAUUUUUCGUCGAUGUGAGGAGGAAGAUUUUUUUUUGUGAAAGACUUCAGUUCGCGAAAAGCGAUUUGAAAAAAUUAAUUUCGUAAGGAGUCAAUAUUUUAUAGUUUUAAGGAGACAUUCAACAUUUGGGAUAGAAGUUUAUUUAUGAUGGUUCAAAAACUACGUCACGCUACUUUGGAAACUUUUUUUUGGCCUCUCCCCUUCUUUAUGAUAUGUGAUUUUUUUCAUAAAUAGGAGUAUCAAUUCUUUUAAAUAAAACCAAAAGAGAUAAAUUUUCAUAGAAAAAUUUGAGUUUUCAAGUUGAAAAAUCGAACGUUUCAG
Molecule: messenger RNA, 3667 nt
Organism: Belonocnema kinseyi
Lineage: Eukaryota; Metazoa; Arthropoda; Insecta; Hymenoptera; Cynipidae
Product: titin homolog
Exons: 3
Coding region: 283-3303 (1006 amino acids)
Source: RefSeq, a predicted model, not a curated record